AUGGCUAUGAAAAUAGGAAGCAAGGCCCUCCUCAUAUCUGGAGUAGGUUACACUGGCUCCGUUCUCUCCCGGAACGGCAAACUAUCCGAUGUGCUCUCCGAACUUCGGGCUUUGUUGAAUGGUGAGCAAGAAGGUGGUGGUUCUGAUAAGAUUGCAUCGCAGAUGUAUAACCAAUUACUGGAGGAGAUUCGCUCUGCACGGCAAACAGUUGUACUGAAUCCAAAUGGGGGUGCCGGCCAAGGUAACCUAACAUCUAUUGUAGCCCUGGGGGCUGUUGGUUACGGUUACAUGUGGUGGAAGGGUCUUAAAUUAUCGGAUCUCAUGUAUGUGACAAAGCGUAAUAUGGCUUCUGCUGUUACAAGCAUGACAAAAAGUCUGGAUACUGUAAAAGAAGCUCUUGUGAAUACAAAGAAGCACUUGACGCAGAGAAUCCAGAAUUUGGAUGAUAAAGUGCUGGAACAGAUCGAAAUCUCGAAUACGAUUAAGGAUGAUGUUGCUGGGGUUCAGGAUUCUCUGACUGAUCUGGAUUCUAACAUAAAUCAACUGAAGAGCUUGCUUAAUGGUUUGGAUGGGAAGUUAUGUUCUCUUGAAGAAAAGGCGGAUUUGACGUACAUGGGUGUUGCUUACCUCUGUGACGUUAUGCCCGGAGAUCUGCAGAAGCAACUAAAACUUAGUGAUAUUGCACCGGUUGGUAGACUGCGCUCACAACCUGUACCAAGCAUAACGAUGGGGCUUAAAUUUCUAUUGCCAGAUAAUGUUGCCAAGUUGGAAGAUGUUCCAAAGAAUUUGCUCAGAUCGUCGUCAACCGAGUUGACGGUAGCAGUCUAA
Messenger RNA from Argentina anserina (silverweed cinquefoil), 828 nucleotides. RefSeq lists its product as uncharacterized. The record is from RefSeq and is a predicted model, not a curated record. The coding region runs from base 1 to 828 and encodes 275 amino acids. Lineage: Eukaryota; Viridiplantae; Streptophyta; Magnoliopsida; Rosales; Rosaceae. The transcript has a single exon.